AUGCUUCCAACUGUGUACGGUCAAAUGCAAGAUCCAUUGGCUCAAGUUGCUGCCGCUGCAUUAGCACAAUCGACGAACGCCGAGCCGGUCGUCGGCUCUCGUGACACAAUGUUCACCAAGAUUUUCGUCGGCGGCCUCCCAUAUCACACGAGCGAUAAAACUCUCCAUGAGUAUUUUGAGCAGUUUGGCGAAAUUGAAGAAGCAGUGGUGAUCACCGAUCGCAAUACGCAAAAGUCGAGAGGAUAUGGAUUCGUCACUAUGAAGGAUCGUCCAUCAGCUGAGAGAGCUUGCAAGGAUCCGAAUCCAAUCAUCGACGGAAGAAAGGCGAACGUGAAUUUGGCGUACCUUGGAGCCAAACCACGUACUAACGUACAGUUGGCAGCGCUGGCCGGACAAAUGCAACUACCGCUUACCACUCAACUUCAAGCUUUAUUCCCGCCAAGAAUUGGCAUCCCACAAGUCUACUACCCGACGGCGGGAUUGAUGAAUCCGCUAUUGGCGGCUCAAGGAGCUGCAGCCGCUGCGCAACCGCAGCUUAUUGACUACUCUGCGCUUUCUGCGAUCAUGGCGCAGACGCAGAACACCGCUGCUUACGGAUUGACACCACAGGCGAAAUUCCCUGUUACAUCUGCAGCGGCGGCGGCAACUGGUCUUGAACAGUACGCGGCCUAUCAAAACGCGACGUCUGGAUACAGUCUGGUGCCACCGGCGGCAUACAACUUGAACGGUUCCCAAUUGCAGUUGGCUGCUGCUCAGCAACAACUCGAACACCAACGUGUUUAA
Caenorhabditis bovis is the source of this 783-nucleotide messenger RNA. The record is from the annotation of a GenBank genome assembly. Lineage: Eukaryota; Metazoa; Nematoda; Chromadorea; Rhabditida; Rhabditidae.